Molecule: messenger RNA, 585 nt
Organism: Oppia nitens
Lineage: Eukaryota; Metazoa; Arthropoda; Arachnida; Sarcoptiformes; Oppiidae
Exons: 2
Coding region: 1-585 (194 amino acids)
Source: RefSeq, a predicted model, not a curated record
AUGAAAUCAAUUGCUAUUCUCGUACUACUUGUCCUAUGUAUCGGUGCUCUAAACGGUGCCAAACGUAGAGUCAGACAAACAGCCAAAUUGCAGUUCGACCCAAAAAAGUCAUACGAUUUUACCGACAAAGUUGUAUUGACUACCGGUUCGAGCAGUGGUAUCGGCGCUGCAAUUGUCAAACUAUUUGCUCAAUUUGGAGCCAAUGUAGUGGUCACCGGUAGAAACGUUACGGAAAUACAAAUAGUGGCCAAUGAAUGUCAAAAUCUAUCGCCAAAAAAACUAAAGCCGUUACAAGUGGUGGCCGACAUCUCAAACGAUAAACAAUUAACUGAUUUGCUAAAGAAAACAAUCGAUACGUACGGAAAGUUAGAUGUGUUGGUCAACAACGCCGGUAUCGCCCCGUUGUCGAUGUUAAACGAUACUAAAUUUAUGUCAAUAUUUGAUAAGGUUAUGGCUGUCAAUCUGAGACCAUACGUUGAGCUUAGCUAUCUCGCUGCACCGUAUCUACAAAAAACUAACGGUACUAUCAUUAGCACAUCGAGCAUCGUAUCAAUGGUACCGGUAUGUACAGUAGUAAUGCCAUAA